Molecule: messenger RNA, 261 nt
Organism: Pterocles gutturalis (yellow-throated sandgrouse)
Lineage: Eukaryota; Metazoa; Chordata; Aves; Pterocliformes; Pteroclidae
Product: oleosin-B6-like
Source: RefSeq, a predicted model, not a curated record
AUGGAGAAGGCAGCACCGGCACCGCUGGAGAAGGCAGCACCCCUGGCACAGUUGGAGAAGGCAGCACCCCUGGCAUCGCUGGAGAAGGCAACACCCCUGGCACCGCUGGAUAAGGCAGCACCCCUGGCACCGCUGCAGAAGGCUGCACCCCUGGCACCGCUGGAGAAGGCAGCCCAGCCCGGCGAGGUCACAGCAGGGACAUGGUACCAGACCCCUCGACCCUGUCAGAGCCAGCCCUCAUCCCUCCGCAUCCCGGGAUAA